Scleropages formosus (Asian bonytongue) is the source of this 1554-nucleotide messenger RNA. RefSeq names its product creatine kinase, muscle b (gene ckmb). The transcript has 8 exons. Gene Ontology annotation, molecular function: creatine kinase activity. The record is from RefSeq and is a predicted model, not a curated record. Lineage: Eukaryota; Metazoa; Chordata; Actinopteri; Osteoglossiformes; Osteoglossidae. Bases 118 to 1260 code for a protein of 380 amino acids. Gene Ontology annotation, biological process: phosphocreatine biosynthetic process.
UGGUCCGGCACCUACAAAUUUGGGCUACCCUUACAUUGGCUUUGGUGAACAGGAUCUGAUCCCAAGGACUGUUACCUUUUUCUUUCCUCCUGUGCAGAUCAAGUGAAAGACGCAACCAUGACAAAGAACUGCCACAAUGACUACAAAAUGAAGUUUUCAACAGAUGAAGAGUACCCUGAUCUGUUGAAACACAACAACCACAUGUCCAAGGCGUUGACCAGGGAAAUAUAUGACAAGCUGAGGAGCAAGUCCACACCCAGUGGCUUCACCCUGGAUGACUGUAUCCAGACUGGAGUGGACAAUCCUGGUCACCCCUUCAUUAUGACUGUUGGCUGUGUUGCUGGUGAUGAGGAGUCCUAUGAAGUCUUCAAGGGUUUGUUUGACCCUGUCAUUUCUGACCGUCAUGGUGGUUACAAGCCAACAGACAAGCACAAGACAGACCUGAACUUUGAGAACCUCAAAGGUGGUGAUGACCUUGACCCCAACUACGUUCUCAGCAGCCGUGUGCGCACUGGUCGCAGCAUCAAGGGGUUCACUCUGCCCCCACACAACAGCCGUGGCGAGCGCAGGGGUAUUGAGAGGCUAUCCAUUGAGGCCCUGAACAGCCUGGAAGGUGAAUUCAAGGGCAAGUACUACCCCUUGAAGGACAUGACCGAGAAGGAGCAGGAACAGCUGAUUGCUGAUCAUUUCCUGUUUGACAAGCCUAUUUCCCCACUGCUGCUGGCUGCUGGCAUGGCCCGUGACUGGCCUGAUGCAAGAGGCAUCUGGCACAAUGACAACAAGACCUUCUUGGUGUGGGUGAACGAGGAGGACCAUCUGCGUGUCAUUUCUAUGCAGAAGGGUGGCAACAUGAAGGAGGUCUUCAGGCGCUUCUGCGUCGGUCUGAAGAAGAUUGAGGAAAUCUUCAAGAAGCACAACCAUGGCUUCAUGUGGAAUGAGCACAUUGGCUAUGUGCUGACCUGCCCCUCCAACCUGGGCACCGGGCUGCGUGGCGGAGUACACGUCAAGUUGCCCAAGCUGAGUACACACCCCAAGUUUGAGGAGAUCCUGACCAGGCUGCGCCUGCAGAAGCGUGGCACAGGUGGUGUGGACACUGCUUCCGUGGGUGGUGUCUUUGACAUCUCCAAUGCUGACCGCCUGGGCUCCUCUGAGGUCGAACAGGUCCAGCUUGUGGUUGAUGGUGUGAAGUUGAUGAUUGAGAUGGAGAAGAAGCUGGAGAAGGGAGGCAGCAUUGAUGACAUGAUCCCUGCCCAGAAGUAAAGUGGGAGUUCUGCUUUUUUUUUUUUUAUAGUGUUGACAAUCAUGUUGUGUUGUCUUGACUUUUCCAGACACCCUUGACUCUGCCCAGUUCUUUCUUCCAUUGGCCUUUCUCUCCAUCCUUUCAUUUGUCUUCUUUCUCUUCCAUUACUCUGAUCUGUUCCCUGUAACUGUAACAUCCUGGGAUCAAACCUUCACAUUGUCAAAUUCCCCUGGCAUUGUGUAUUCACCUAAAUUAUUUUUCAUUGUAAAAAAGUGUUUCAUUCAAUAAAUUCAGCCCCAAUGAAACAAUCAAAA